AUGAUGAACCAUCGACAACCAGUCGCUACUGCGUCGAGCUACUACCAUCACCACGCCGCCGGCCAUCACCACCAUCCCGCUGCAGCCUCCUUUCCCCCGCACUCCCAGCACUACCAUGAGACAGCACAUGGUCCGCUGGUGUACCGGCCGUUGCAGCUGCCUCUCGCCGCUCCGAGCCCGCCUGUGCCUGUGCCUGUCCAGCAACAGCAACACCAUCAGCAGUCGCAGCACCAUCACCUCCCCCAACAUUCCGUAGAGCAGCCAGCACAGCUUCCUCUAGCGGCCGUCGGCGCGGGCCCGUACCAGCACCCAACCUUCCGCCACCACUCAGUAGCGACGCUCUCGCACCGCACCCGUGCUCAGACCCGCCAGCAUCAGCGAUCCGCCAUGGCCGACUACCAGGGUCACCACCAAGCCACUGAUGAGGAGCUUGCGCAGAUGCAAGAACUCAGCGCCAAGUACGAACCGGAAGUCACUGGGCCGCUUGUUGGUCAACGCCAACCGAGCACAGCCAUUACCACCGAGUACGCUUCGGCAGACCCCAUCUACCAGGCGAAGACCACUACACUCCCGCAGAAGUAUUCGCACUAUCGGACUGUGCGUGGAGAUGGCAAAUGUGGCUGGCGAGCUGUGGCCUUUGGCUACUUCGAAGCUCUCAUCCACAAUGGCGACACCAACACGAUCAUGUUCGAGAUGGGUCGUCUUGAGUCAAUGAAGAAUGUGAUCGUCACGGCUGGCUUCGACCCCAUGCUGGUCGAAGAGUUCGCGGAUGAGUUCCGGGACUUGUUGCGCAGCAUCAAUGAAACGAUGCAGCAAGGCGGCAACGCCAUCGAAGUUGUGGAGAACGCUUUCAACGAUGACAUGCAGCAGAACUACAUCAUCACUCAUCUCAGGACUGCCACUUCUGCUUGGAUGAAGACGCGCGACGAGUAUGCGCCAUGGCUACUUGGCCAAACUGUUGAAGAGUACUGCAAGCUGCAGAUUGAGCCUAUUGGCGCAGAGAUCGAUCAUGUCGGACUCGUUGCGCUCAAGGACGCUCUGCUAUCCCCAGCCGGCAUCUCGCUUGAGGUCAUGUACCUUGACCGUAGUGAAGGUAGUGAGGUCACGAUGCAUCGCUUCGACCCUGUCAACCAUGGAGGCUACACUAUCGGCAGUGUGAGACUUCUCUACAGACCUGGUCACUAUGAUCUGCUCUACAAGCCAGAGGACCUGCCAGCCCCACCGCCACCGCCACCUGCUCCGGUGCCAACGUACUUGCAGUUCGCAACUCAAGCCUAUGAGCCAGUGCAAGACCUUGGUGUAUCGGAGUGGAUGACCUCGAUACCUGGCAUGUCGUAUGCGAACAUGUCGCAAGGCAGCAGCUGGUCAUCUUCCAACUUCGGCUCAGGUGCAGACUUCUUCAGCACGCCAGCACCGGUUCCAUCUUGUGCACCGGCAGUGCCCACCCCUCCUGCACCAGCCCCUCAGCCGCAUGUCCAGUCGCAGCCUAUGUAUGUGUCCGCGAGCACACCAACCCAAAUGGUAACACCACCGACACAGAUGUCGCAUGAGCUGGCGAUACGAACCACUGUUCCUCAGCAUACGCUAGGUCAUCCGGACUUCCAGCAUCAGCUCAGUGGCGGUCCAUUCAGACCAUCAGCUUGGCAGCUCGAGGAAAACUUUGUGCAGGCGUCGUCGAUGCCGUUCCAGACGUCGAUCUUCCGAAACUCCCACUUCAACACGGCCCACUUCCUCAACCCGGAAUUCCAGCCCGAACAGUGGGAUCCCGAUGACGAGUACGCCGUGGUAGCGAGCAGCACCAAAGCUCCGCGACACAAGAACAGCGGCUGA
This is a messenger RNA of Fulvia fulva, 1830 nucleotides long. Its product is annotated as Ubiquitin thioesterase OTUB1. The record is from RefSeq and is a predicted model, not a curated record. Gene Ontology annotation, molecular function: cysteine-type deubiquitinase activity; ubiquitin binding. Bases 1 to 1830 code for a protein of 609 amino acids. Gene Ontology annotation, cellular component: nucleus. The transcript is spliced from 7 exons. Lineage: Eukaryota; Fungi; Ascomycota; Dothideomycetes; Mycosphaerellales; Mycosphaerellaceae. Gene Ontology annotation, biological process: protein K48-linked deubiquitination.